AUGGCGGAGCCCACGGUAUGCUCGUUCCUCACCAAGGUGCUGUGCGCCCACGGCGGCCGCAUGUUCCUGCAGGAUCUGCGCGGCCACGUGGAGCUCUCGGAGGCCCGGCUGCGGGACGUGCUGCGUCAGGCCGGGCCCGACCGCUUCCUGCUGCAGGAGGUGGAGGUGCGGGAGGACCCGUGGGACGCCGAGGCCGAGGUGGCGGCCGGCGAGGGCUGCGCUGGCGGCGGCGGCGGCCCCUCGGCCUGGCGGGUUGUGGCUGUGUCCUCCGCGCGCCUCUGCGCUCGCUACCAGCGCGGCGAGUGCCAGGCCUGCGACCAGCUGCACCUCUGCCGCCGCCACAUGAUGGGCAAGUGCCCGAACCGCGACUGCUGGUCUACCUGCACCCUUUCUCAUGAUAUCCACAUACCUGUCAACAUCCAGGUCCUGAAAAACCAGGGACUGUUUGGUCUCAAUGAGGCCCAGCUUCGGAUCCUUCUUUUGCAGAAUGACCCCUGCCUUUUACCAGAGGUCUGUUUGCUCUACAACAAAGGUGAAGCCCUGUAUGGUUACUGCAACCUCAAGGAUAAAUGCAGCAAGUUUCACGUGUGCAAGUCCUUUGUCAGGGGAGAGUGCAGGCUGCCGAAGUGCAAGCGGUCUCAUCAGCUAAUUCACGCUACAUCCCUGCAGCUGCUGCAGGACCAAGGAUUGAAUAUUCCAAGUGUCGUUAAUUUUCAGAUAAUUGCUACCUACAAGCACAUGAAGCUGCACAAGAUGCUUGAAAAUAAAGAUAAUUCAGCGUCUUCUGCUGAGCAUUUCCAGGGCCUUGAGAAACAAGGAGUACACGCAGCUAGGGCUGCAGAGGCCGGUCCUCUGGUCUCUGGCCCGGCUGAGUCAGCCAAGAAGCCAUGUGCAGGUAAACCUUAG
This is a messenger RNA of Lipotes vexillifer (Yangtze River dolphin), 906 nucleotides long. RefSeq names its product ZC3HAV1 like (gene ZC3HAV1L). Gene Ontology annotation, molecular function: metal ion binding. The record is from RefSeq and is a predicted model, not a curated record. Bases 1 to 906 code for a protein of 301 amino acids. Lineage: Eukaryota; Metazoa; Chordata; Mammalia; Artiodactyla; Lipotidae. The transcript is spliced from 4 exons.